Molecule: messenger RNA, 3059 nt
Organism: Paramuricea clavata
Lineage: Eukaryota; Metazoa; Cnidaria; Anthozoa; Malacalcyonacea; Plexauridae
Source: the annotation of a GenBank genome assembly
AUUUAUCGACGAGCCCUGAUGACGGUGAUGACGAAAAUACGCAGAAAAAAUCAAAAACUGAGCUUGGACAUAAAAGAAACAUAACUAGGGUAUAUAGCUAUUUUUCUUUGGAAAACAAACUUGGAGACGCCCCUACUGCACAUCUAAGACUAACAUUCAUUUAUAUCUUCAUUAGACGCCAAUAAUAACAAUGACUGGACAUACAGAAGCCGUGUCGUCAGUAUUGUGGUCGGACGAUAGUGAGAUUAUCAGCUGUGGUUUGGAUCAUACAGUAAGAGUUUGGGAUGCUCAAUCUGGAAUCAAUAAAUAUACAUUGGUAAGCAAAUUUUGUUUGCAGAAAAGGUUAUGCAUGUUUUACGCCAAUUACUAGAUAUUACUAGAUCGCUUUUGGGAUAUAGCAAGUCAUUGCCAUAUGAGGAAAUAUUACGAACAAUUAUGUUUCGCGUCUGAAUCACAGAAGGAUUCGUCAAUCCUUAGAACUUCUUUAUAAAUGUCUUUAUAAGGCUGGACCUCGACAUAACUUAAGGGGAAGAGUUGUACCCUUAUAGCACCCUGGGGCCGGUUGUAUAAAACUCUUCACUAAUUUUUAACCGCCCGUUUCGUAGUGAUAGUUACUUUAAAAUACGCGAUUCUGAUUGGUCAUCUUUUCCACUAUAACUAUAGUUAACUUUAACCACUUUUUUAUACGACCAACUCCUGCAUUGGAAAAGCUAUUUAGCAGGACGCUCAUAUGGUAUUUACAAUAUAUAUAGAUUUCACAGUAUUUCGUAUUUAUUUUUUCUACAGACUGGAAGAAAAGCGUUCAACUGUAUUUCAUAUUCACCUCAUUCCAGACUCAUUGCGUCCGCAAGUGUUGACAGACAUGUUCGGUUAUGGGAUCACAGAAAAAGAGGUAAACGCAUUUCCAUGCAGGCGCAAUAAAACACUGUUUCCAGGGUGUUUUUCUGUGCUGAGUGUUCCUAGCCUCCUUCGCAGGCAAUUCGCUGGAAACGGCAAAAAUUUAACAGGGGGGAGGUGGGGGAAUUUAGCCUACAAAGUAGGUCAGGCUUCGUAUAAAACUUGAAAAUCCUUGAAAGUGCUUGAAUUUGGAAACAAAAAUUCAAGGCCUUGAGUUUAUAAAGAAGUGCUUGAAAGUCCUUAAAUUGAUAUUUGGAGCAAUAACCAAGUCCAUGUGGCAAGUGUAUAUUUAAUAUUUCUUAUUAGCAUGCAAGAUGCAGUAACAUGAAGAAGCCAAAACGUUUUUGAGCGUUUACGGCGCAGGCUAUGUGGUGUUUUAUUUGCGUCGGGACUUGCAGGGUUCGUGCGGGUCAGGGAGAGUUAAAUUCAAGGACUUUCAAGGUCAUGUAUCAGGAAAUUCAAAGACUAAAGGCUGAAAAGAAGUCGUUAGAAAUCAGUAAAAACAAACAGCAACUUUAAUGAAUUUCAAACAGCUUUGGCCUUUGUAAGACAGGAACAAAAUUAACUUACAAAAUGUCCAAAUCUUAAUGCCAAACAAUUUCAGAAAUUAUCCACUAAAGCAAGAUUUAAAAAAUAAUACUAAAUGAAAUGUUGAAAAUGCAUUGAACAAGUAUUAUAUUCAAUCGCAAUCUUUAAUUUCCAUGAUCUCAAGACGAUAUUUUUCAGACGGUGCGGUAUUUCAGAAAACUUUGACGUCUCAUGAUGGUUGGCUGUCGUCUGUAGCGUGGUCACCCAGCAAUCAGUACAUGUUGGUAUCUGGCUCUUAUGAUAAAACUCUCAUUCUUUGGGAUACAAGAAGGUUUGUUUUUCAUAUAUGCAGAGAAAAAUAUAUUUUGUAUGUAGUUCACAUCAGCUUACUGUGUCAGUUACGCGUUAUUUGUGCCAGAAUUAUGUGCCAGUGAUGUUAUUAUACAUUUACACAUAGAUGUCAUUCAUCAAUGCGUAUCACUCAUAACUUUCAGGUAUAACCAUAUGCACCAAUGUGUAGACGACGCAUGGCUAAUACUUCAGACUUUGUCAGUUAGAGAUCCUUUAUAUGCAUGACUCGUCCCCAGUCGUCUCUUUACAGUAUCACUGAGGUGGACACUAUUACAACAAGUCCAUACGCGGAUCUUUUACUGUGUGCAUGCACAAGCACCGAGCUAUAUCAUAUUUGUACAGUAUAUCAUAAUAUAUUGCCGCAAGCCUGCGGUAAAAUAAGCAGCUGGACACGGUCACUGUCGGACAUGAAAAGGGCAAAUGUCUGGCAAAAAGGGCGACAAGAAAAGGGCAAAAAGGUAUGUCUGGGAUACUGGUGUAAGUCCAGCUCUAGUGUCGUAGUGAGAGGCAUCACCUAAUUGGUACCUUGAAAAAAAUUAUUUUCAGGAUUGCUUAAUAUUGGGAAUAUCGUUAGGAUUAAGAUUAGUAUUUAAAUUGACCCCAAAUUGCAGUUCACCUCGGAAGUCUUGCAGCCUUGCGGUGGUGGUUGGAGACCAUGCCUCGUUUUCAACUUUUAAUAGUCAUUCUAUUAUCUCUAGGGUCAUGACUAAAACAAAAUAUUUGUUUGAAUUAUUUUUAGUACCACCACAGCCUUGCACAUUCUACGCGGACAUAAUGAUAAAGUGAUGUGUGUUGACUGGAGGACAGAACAGGUGGGUGCCGUGACUCUAAAAUUUAUAUUGAGUGAGUCAUUGUGUCACGAAAGGAGUGCUUUAUCAGAUAGAAAACACGAGGCGACAACCGAGUAUCUGAUAAAGCACGGACACUCGCAGUGUUUUAAAUGGCUUAAAAAACGAUCCAUUCUAUGAGUUCAUUGGCGAAGUAAUUUAAAAAAUCAACGUUGUCUGAGCUGAGAAAAUCACAGCUAAAGUUUAUGUUAAUUAACAUGAUUUUUAUCACAUAUAAAAGCAACGACGCGGUAGUGAUUUUCUUUCCUCAUGAAUUAUUGAUUUUUUAAGCUCUAAUACAUUUUUCAUGGCUGUAUUUAUAAUGAAGCACUAUUUAAGUCUGGGCUUCUUAAUGUUUUUCAAUAGUUUGUGAUCAGUGGAGGAGCAGACAAUCAGUUGAUCAUUCAUCGUGUUUCUGGAAAGGAUGAAGAUAUAAAUGAUGAUUCUACGAUGUAG